AUGGGAGCACACUCAGGUGAUCCCCUGGAAGCUUAUAUCCGGUUGGAGGAUGGCGAAACUUCACCUUUGAAGUCUGCAUCUGCUGAACGUCACGAUGCAGCAAUGGCUGGAAUUGAGCGGAAGAUGGAAUGGCUGAACCUCCAACUGAAUGUGCUGGCCAUCGUCUUCUCCUUGAUCGGUGGCCUGUUACUUUGGGCCUGGUACUAUGACCAGCUUCCACCAGAACAUCAACACCAGGUCUACCGCACUGCCCUGCUGGUAUCAAUUCCAGUAGUGGCGCUGUUCUUCACGUGGUUCCACAUAUGGCUAGCCAUCAAGAUGAUGUUUCUUCCAAUCAGAUUUUUCGGCAUUUGGCAGUACGCCAACACAGGCAUCGGCAUUGGCUGGCAGGGAGUGAUUCCGAGGAAAGCCGAGAAGAUGGGCAGGAUUGCGUUUAGUUGCGCAAGGCCGUAUCUUAUGGGGCCGAGUGACUGGUUUGCUCGCGUGGAUACGAGCUUGCUAUUUGCCAAGAUUCAUCCGAUGCUGGAGCGAGUUGCGCGGGCUUCCAUGGCAAGCGUGAUAAGACGCCACUUCCCGUCGAUGCUUGCCAAAGAUGGACGCUUGCCUCCGAGCGUGGAGAACGAACUGCUGUCAAUCGUAAUGGACAAAAUCGAGGAGAGCUUUCCAGACAUGUGGCACAAAGUCACAACAAAGCUUUGUGAUCCUGUAAUAGGUCUUGACAACGACGGUAUGAUCGUGGCUGUUUUCAGUGAGCACAAGGAGCUCUUGAACCAUUUUUUCCUUUCCAUGGGAGACCGAGAGUUCCGUUUCAUUGAGCGAUCUGGGGCGGUGCUUGGCUUUGUUUGUGGCCUCAUCCAGCUGCUUGCCUUCAACUACUUGGACGCAACAGGCAGGAUGAUUCUACUGCCAGGAACAGGUUUCUUCCUUGGAAUAUUCACCAACUGGCUGGCAAUACAAAUGUGCUUCAAGCCGUGCCAUCCACGGCCUGUUCGGGUGUGUGGAUGGUACUUGGGCAGCAUCCAGGGCCUUUUUUUGAAGAGACAGAGGGACGUAGCAACUCUCUAUGCCAAGCUGCUGGUGGACCAUUUCUUCGAUUUUCACAAGGUGAUAGCAUACCUGCAAACCAUCCCCGUUUGGGCAGAUCUGCAGGACAUCUAUAACCAGAACAUCCAGAACAUGAUGAAGCAGACCAUGGGUAAAGCGGGCUCAUGGAUUGCUCCUGUCGCAGUUGGCUCUCACAAGCUUCAGGCGGUGCAGGAUGACUUGGUUGGUGCAUCCGCACAACGCAUUGCAGAGAACGAUGAGUUGCAGCAGGCGGCCUCGCAAUACUUGGCAGUGGCAACCGACGUCUUCAGGUCCAAUGCUGUGGCCAUGCAGAAGAUGCCACCAGAUGAGUUUGAGCGUCUCCUGCACCCUGUCUUCCAAGAAGAUGAGCCGGGAGCUUGUAUCCUUCUGGGGCUUGUGGCGAUUUGCUGCUUCUUUCGGCUCCUGUCAUUUUUGUGA
This is a messenger RNA of Symbiodinium sp. CCMP2592, 1503 nucleotides long. Lineage: Eukaryota; Dinophyceae; Suessiales; Symbiodiniaceae. The record is from the annotation of a GenBank genome assembly.